Penicillium soppii is the source of this 1833-nucleotide messenger RNA. RefSeq lists its product as uncharacterized. The coding region runs from base 1 to 1833 and encodes 610 amino acids. Gene Ontology annotation, biological process: positive regulation of transcription by RNA polymerase II. The record is from RefSeq and is a predicted model, not a curated record. Gene Ontology annotation, molecular function: DNA-binding transcription factor activity; transcription cis-regulatory region binding. Gene Ontology annotation, cellular component: nucleus. The transcript has 5 exons. Lineage: Eukaryota; Fungi; Ascomycota; Eurotiomycetes; Eurotiales; Aspergillaceae.
AUGACUGGGGCUAUUCGGCCAAAGCGCAAAUCCCGAGGACGUGGUCUUCGCACCACAACAGGAUGGCACAACCUCAAUGCGGCCCUUGCGCGAAAGGUCAUCGGCCAUGUGUCUAUGCAUCCAGGGGUUCCCAAUAUGUCAUCCACGGAAAUCUCUCGCAAUAAUUCUCGCCACAUACACCCUCCUCUUCAAGUUCUAGUUGAUGCCUGUGACCAAGAACAACCUUUGGAUCAAUUGAGACCUGCCGGGCUACUGCAGGCUUCUUCUACCUCUUCACCGACAGUGAAAGUCAGUCCCGCCCAGAUACCAUCGACUUGCCCCACCUCUGAGACCGUGAAUGGAUUCGCCCCGUCACCGGGAACAGAAAUCUCGGGAGUUUCAACAAGAGCUGCGCCGCUGAGUUGGUUUGAGCUCCUCGCUCGAGAUGCGGUUAACGCAGACAGCGGGUUCUUACUAUCUCCACCACAACGCUCACCACACACUCCCGAGAAUGGGGAGCAAAGUCCAGAGAAUAGUAGCAACCUGCAGCCUCGUAGCUGGAGAGAACGCCAAAGUUUUCAGGCCGCAGCUUUCCAAAGAGUUCCCGGGAUGGAAGGACGGCUUAACACUACCCACAAAGAAAACCCUUUAUCCGAUGACCCUUCGCCAUGGACUACGUCCUCUCCGAUCCCAUUAUCCGACCUCGAACGACGCAUCUUCAAUCAUUUUGUACAUUUUUCUAGUCAAUGGCUUGAUUUCUAUGAUCCGAUCAACCACUUCUCGACCACCGUGCCACACUUGGCAUUACAGAACCUCGGGUUAAUGAGGGCAUUGCUUGCAUUGACAGCCCGGCACAUAUCCCUUGGGCAUAAAUCUGGUUUCUGGACCAAAGACGCCGCUCUCAGACGUGAUACUGAACAAAUAUUCCAGUCAGAAACUCUAUUUCCUACUGUUGACCGCAACCUGGCCGUGGAAUAUUAUUAUGAAACGUUGCACUACCUGAACAAGGCUAUGCAGCACCCUUCAUAUACUCGGAGCCAUGAAUUAGUCGCCACAGCUCUUUUGAUAAGUGUGUACGAGAUGAUCGAUGGUUCCAACCAAGACUGGGAACGACAUUUGAAAGGUGUAUUUUGGAUUCAACGGUUCCAGGACAAUGACGGAGAGUCUGGUGGGCUGAGACAAGCAGUUUGGUGGGCCUGGAUACGACAAGAUGUUUGGGUUGCAAUGCGCGAACGGCGUCGAGUGUUCAGCUUCUGGCAACCAAAAAGGCCAUUGUCAAUUCUUAUGGCCCCGGAGCUGGCUAUGAGAGCUACAUGGCUUCUCGGGCAAUGUGUUAAUUAUGCGUCUAUGGAAGAACAAGGGACGACGGAUCUGUGUCGUCGUCUAGAGCGAGGAGGGAACUGCUCUCUACCUUCUGAGUAUAAUUUUCUUCCGACCGUUUCCGAAACUCAGAUUUUCCCUCCUAUCUGGGUUCAUCCUCCAAACUAUGCAGCUGCGCUGCAAGUUCACAGCCUGGCUCGAAUUUUGGUGAUUCUUCACCGUCCAUCAUCGGGUAGUCUGCAAGACUAUCGAGCGGCCCAAAAGCUACUUACGCUAUCUGUCAACACUAUUUGUGGCAUUGCACGAUGUGUGGAGCCCGGAGAUAUUGCUGCGAGUGUUGGCUCUUUGCAAUGCAUCUUCGGAGCGGGGAUGUGCGUAUCUAGUCCACAGGAAAGACUGGCCUUGUUAGAUCUUCUGGACUCUCAUCAGCGCCGUGUACACUGGCCUUCGACAUCAUUACGAAAAGAACUUGAGCUAGAAUAUGCUAAAGAUGAAUACUCCGAUUUUGCUGGAGGAGAGUCAUAUCUUUCAUGA